This is a messenger RNA of Brassica rapa (field mustard), 723 nucleotides long. RefSeq lists its product as uncharacterized. The record is from RefSeq and is a predicted model, not a curated record. Lineage: Eukaryota; Viridiplantae; Streptophyta; Magnoliopsida; Brassicales; Brassicaceae.
UACCUUUCCGUGUCUUCUGCGACCUGUCACAUCCGUACGUGCACCGUAAAAGACGAAACUACCCUCCUAGUCUUAUGAGUGUCUCUCUUAACUAAAGGUCACUGACCUUUUGUUUAACUCACUCAGGAAGUGGAGAAGCAAAAAGGCUUUUCACUAUUCGUUUGUGUGAUGAUGUCGUCUUCGUGGGAGAUUCAACUAAUGGAAACGGCUAAGGAGGAACUUGAGAUUCUUCAGGCUCAAUAUCCCAACCGCUUCGCCUACCUCAAGUCCGACCUUCAGUCUUUCAUCUCUAACCUCAGUGAAGACCACGCGCCUCCGUCACGUGCCUCCUCCUCCCCCCUCGUCCUCAGCCAAGAGUCAUCAAACUGUAAGAACAAGCAGAAACACAAGAAGAGAAAGUACACAAAUGAAUUAUUUGGAGAUCAGACAUCGUCAUCAACGGGAAAGAUCCACAAGAACAAUAAUCAUAAGAUGGUUCAGAGAGUGGUCACAAAGAGAAAAACUAGAGUUGAAAUGGUUCUUGAAAGGGCCCAACUUUGUCUCCAGAAGAUAAGAGACGUGAAAGCGUCUUUGUGUUAGACUUUUAUUUAACAACCUUUUCUUCUUCUUGGGGGUUGAAAUGUAAGAAUGAUGUUAUACGGUCCAAGACAAUGUUUAACAAGCAUUGAAAAUUCAAUGUUUCUAAGAACAUCGGUUUAAAUAGUUCAGCAGUAUAUAUCAGUC